Messenger RNA from Paecilomyces variotii, 3188 nucleotides. RefSeq names its product putative AAA family ATPase. The transcript is spliced from 3 exons. The record is from RefSeq and is a predicted model, not a curated record. Bases 99 to 3188 code for a protein of 1029 amino acids. Lineage: Eukaryota; Fungi; Ascomycota; Eurotiomycetes; Eurotiales; Thermoascaceae. Gene Ontology annotation, molecular function: ATP binding; ATP hydrolysis activity.
CGGAAACAACGGGAGCUCUUCAAGCAAGCAGUCAGUAGCUCUAUUCGUUCUUUACAACACGCAGCUCACCUGCUUAUAAUAAACCCCCGUCGCCCUCCAUGCCACCCGUCUCAGAUGCUAGCUUGAGGACAGGCGGGUCUGCAUCCUCAAGCCCCAACAAGUCUUCACCUCCAGAACCUGAAAGCCGCCUGGCCCAUGACUCUACUCCCAUAUUCACCCCUUCUACCACUCCAUCUUCUGAAACCCCCCAGCAAGACGAAAUCCGAGAGAAAGAUAAUAGCCGUGCUCCUCAGACAGACCGGACGGGGCAUUUAGAAACCAUGUCGCCCCCCAACUCCCCUGGGGGAGCAACCGUGGUUGUGACUCCCGAGACUAAAGAGGAAACGGCCGCGGUGGACGAGAACACAGCUUCCAAGCUGGAACCGCGUGCAGCUCCCAAUGUCUCGGAAACUACAUCAGCAAAGCCUGUUUGCAAGAGGCACACGGCGAAGGGAAACAAGUCCGCGAAGAAACAUGUCAACAAGUGGAAGAGGAAGAAUAAGAACCUAGCCACGGACUCUUCCAACAGUAGCAGCGACUUAUCUACAACUUCUGCAUCUGAUAGUUCUAGCUCUACAUCAAGUUCGAGCGAGAGUGAAUCUGAGAGCGAGUCGGAGUCUGAGGAUACCGAUUCUGAGACGGAGGAAAAAGAGAAGCGCAAGGGCCAUAAGAAGGCCAAAAAGAACUUCAAGAACAAGAAGGGGAACAAACAGAAGCGCAAAUCCAAGGGUUCCCACCGCAAGCACGAUGAUCUGUCAGAGACUAGCUCAGAUGAGAAUAGCGAGGACGAAUCUGUUGCUGAAAAGGCUCAGAGGAAAACGUCCUCGAAGCUCAGGGCAAAGAAGAAAGCCAAGAAAGUCAAGCUAGAUGACGAAAUCUCCGAAGACAUUGAGGAAGAGCAAAAUCAGAUCGAUCCUGACAACUUAGCCUAUAUUCAGGAGCAGUUGGCUGCACUGGGCUUGAAAUGUACUGGCCUGGCACAGAAAUCAAGGAGACGGGCGAAUGACGACAAACCCACCAAGAACAAUGGAAAGAAGGCUGCUAAAAGCAAGGGGAAAAGAGCAUCCAAGGUUGCCUACAAAAGAGUUGACCAGCUAUGGGACAAUACCAUACACAACUACAAACUUACAGAGACUAUGGAUGAUCCCGAUACGUCUGAAUGGGACCAAUACAUCUUCACUGUUCGCCGCAGCUUCGAUUGGGACAACAAAUACGUCGAAACCGUUGUCGAUAUUAAGAGCAAGCCUCUCCGCGAGGCUCUCUCCAAAAUCAUGGACGGUGUGAAGGGCGUCAGCUUGGUACAGGAGACCGCAGCAGUUGAUCCCAACAUGCUCUUUCUCUACCUCGAAGAGACCCGCCAGUACAUGAAGGAUUUGCGAGCCAUCGCUAAAUCCAGAAAGAAAAAGAAGGAGCGCAAACAGGCACAGACCAAAGCGGAUCACCUCAAGGUCCUGGUCAAAUAUAUGGACAAAGACUACGCGGAAACGAAGAAAACGCUGUAUCCUCUGCUGGACGCUAAUAUGAUUACGUUUGACCUCCUCUGGGCUCUCUACAAACCGAACAGCAUCGCAUACACUUCAACCUACGGAGACGUGGACGAACCACGAGCCUUCAAGAUCGAAUAUGCCUCGAAAGAGUCUUCCUUCAUGAGGGGUCAAUGGUAUAGUGUCGAAGGUCGUUAUUUGGAAUAUGACGGAAAGUCAUUCGGCAUGGGAACUAUGUCGGCUGACAUUGGGGCCUUUAAGGGAGCGCGCAAGAUCACGAGUCUGGCAUGCUACCCUUUGAAGUACCACCGCGACUCUGAAGCAAUCAAGCAGAAGCUGAUCGAACGUGGCAAGAAAUUUGCGUCCCUCACGGGCAUGAAUUAUCGUUUCCACAAGGGAAUGGCGUUCUAUAAGAAAAGGGGAUCCAUCAUCAAAGUCAACAUCAACGGUCGUGUUAUGGUAGAUCCAGCCACUCACCGGCGCAUCAACCCUAAUUAUCCCGUCAGCACUGUCAAAGCCAGAAAUGAUCUGGAUGGCUCCGACGACAGCAGUGAAGCUUGCGGCUGCGGAUUAUCUGGCUCAGGGUCCGAGAGUGGACAGGGAUUUGGAGAAUCAAAUACGUUCACAUCCAAAUCCAGGAUAAUUCGAGACGGGGACGGCAAAACACGUAUUGAGGCCGAAUUCGAUGAGAACGGCAAGGAGGUCUGCAAGAGAAACUUUCAGAAGAUCGAUAGCGAAGGCGAUGGUGAGUCUGAUAUUCACUUCAGCGAGGAGAAUCUCCUUAUAGCCAGUCCUGUGGUCCUGGGAUUCGCCUUCAGCGAAAAGCUCUGGCUGGAGUUAAGCGUCUCCGGAAUCAAUGAGAUCGAGUGGAAUGAAGGAGCCUUCGAUUCGCUUGUUCUUCCCGAUAAUCAGAAGACUAUUGUGAGGGCAUUGGUAGAGUCUCAUACGUUCCACGCUGCCGAAAAUAUCGACGAUGUCAUUCAAGGCAAAGGCAAAGGUCUUGUUGCUGUCCUUCACGGGCCUCCUGGUACCGGCAAGACCCUGACGGCCGAAGGCAUUGCGGAGCUUCUCAAACGCCCUCUGUACAUGGUCAGCGCCGGAGAACUUGGUACAAACUCUCAGAGCUUGGAAGGGGAACUGACCAAGAUUCUCGACAUCGCUCACUCCUGGGGCGCCGUGCUGCUCCUGGAUGAAGCGGACGUCUUCCUCGAAAAGCGCACCAUACAUGACAUCCACCGCAAUGCACUGGUCAGUAUCUUCCUCCGCCUCCUGGAAUACUUCCAAGGAAUUCUUUUCCUGACCACGAACCGUGUGGAAACCUUUGAUGAGGCCUUCCAGUCUCGUAUCCACAUCGCACUCCGUUACGGUGAUUUGAACACGAAGGCGAAACGCGCCAUAUGGAAGAUGUUCCUACGAAAGGUGCAGGCUAUGGAUGGACUAGAGACUGUUACGUUUACAGAGAAAGAUUACGACGAGCUCGCACGUCACAAUCUGAACGGACGCCAGAUCAAGAACUCUGUGCGCACCGCACAAGCUCUCGCCAUCAACGAGAAAGCCCCUCUUUCCAUGACACAUAUCAAGUGUGUCCUCGAAGUCGCAGAGACGUUUGACAGAGACCUCAAGGGCGGAACAGGCUAUCUUGACGCCAUGAGAAGCUACACUUGA